UCGAACUUGAGAUUCGAGUAGAACUUGUUCAAGUUUAGUUGGAAGAUGUCUCGAACGAUCACAGUUGCCACUUGGCUAAUCCUUGGCAUUGGCGUCCUGGAGCCCUGCCAGGCAAAUGUUGUGUUUCACUUUUCGCUGGAUUUCAAUGUGAAGCAGCCCGAAAACUCUGCGGAAACCAUCAAUAAAACCAUCUUGGUGAACCAUAAUCUGGUCUCGAUGCAGGACAAUGAGCCGGGGCCGACCACGGCCUGGUCUGAGCAGGAUCAAUACAAUGAGGUGGCACUGGAGCUCUUAUUGGACACAAAGCGUGUGGUGCAGCAGCUCAACCUGGAGCUGUCGCCACUGGUGGGACGCAGCGAUGAGCUGGCCGCACGCCUCAAGCAGACCCUGCGCUAUGUCAACGGUGUGGAUGCCAGCCUGGAGAAUGGUCAUUUUGGCCAGCAUGUGGAGCAGUUGCGCAACUACCUUACGCUGGUCGAUACCCUGCAACAGCCGAGCAGAACAGGUGGUGUGCGCACCCUGGAAUUCGUACUGCUCAAGUUGGCGCUGGAGAAACACCAGCUGCUGGCCAAGAAUCAAGAGGUCGCCGAGUAUCUGCAGCGGGCGGAUGCGGCUUGGACAAGAUAUAAAAGCACACAGGUUGUCGUGUCAGAGAGCUGAGCCCAAAAAUAUACCUAAAGAUACAAUAGUUCUCUUCGGUGUGCCGAAGUUGAAAUACCCUUGCACAAAUAGAGCGUACGAGCGAUAUACAUAUUUCGUUAAUUCCUAUUGCAUCUCUAUAGUAGACCUCUAUAUAGUCGUCCGAUAUUGUUAAGAAUUUGCUUUUAGGCUUAAGCCGAGUCUGUAGCACCUCUGUAUUCGAUCGAUUUAUUCAGCCGACUUUAGCAUAAGUCCUGUGUGCAGCUAACAUAUAGAACUAGGCUAGUUUUAUAUCUGAAUAACCAGCAAAUAUAUGCCGGAACACACACAUGUGUACAUAUGUAUAUGUAUGUGAAUUUCCUGUUCUAUGGCUCAAACAUUUCUUAGCAAAUAAUAACAGCCUUCUCUGCAAGGGUACGUACAUAUGUACAUAUAGACAUACAUAUAAAUUUAGACUUACUUGAACUGUUGUAAAGCAUCGUGCGUUAGUUCAAUCUAUAGAAUCUAAAGAGCCAAACAAAA
Molecule: messenger RNA, 1161 nt
Organism: Drosophila virilis
Lineage: Eukaryota; Metazoa; Arthropoda; Insecta; Diptera; Drosophilidae
Source: RefSeq, a predicted model, not a curated record